AUGGCGGUCGACAAGUCGCUCGAUAACCUGAAACAUUUCAAGGUCGAAAAAUUAAAGGGAUGGCCCCCGCCGGACACGGUUGCCCUGAUGGAGGAAUUAGCAAGAGAAGAUGUUGAUGAAGCUGUGCAUGCAAUAUUAUUUAGAGAAAAUUAUGUUGUGAAGCGCUUGGAUACAUAUCUUAAGGAUUUAGACGCUCUUAAGGAAAGAAAAAAAGAGUUGUUACAUAAAAAGUGGACGGAAAAUGUUGCAACCCCCCUUCAGGAGAGCAUUAUAAAAAAAGUGCUUUCAUAUCGAGGGUUGAGAAAAAAGAAAGAAGAAAAUUUUGAAUAUUUUUUAAACCACACAAGGAAAAAGGUCACAGUGCCGCCAUUUUCCGACCCUCUGUUUAAAAGCCAGCGGAAGAAGGAUGAAGAGAGGAGGGCUCAUCUGCAGUAUAAGACAGGAAGGCCUUAUUCCUCAAAGGAGUUUAAAGAAAUGGAGAAGGCCAAGCAGUAUUCCAGACUGCCCCAGUUCCCGUUUCCUUUCCAAGACGUGGCUCCCAAGGAUCAGUACAAAGCCUCGUUGAGGUCUGAGAGAAGCAAACUUCAGAGUUACAGCCCUAAAGACUUCUGCGCAGAAAGGAAGGAGCAGCCUGGCCAGGAGAAGAAGCGGUCCUGGGGCAGCCGGGUUGCUUUCGAGCGCUGCUUCCAGGCGUCCCGGAUGGGCAGGCGGGCCCCCGACGGGAGGCGCCCGGUGCUUCCAGACCCGUUCCCCGCGGCUCACUCGCACCAGCGCGGCCUCCUGCCCAGUCUCAGCCUCCAAGAAGAGGCUGGUGCGGAGACCCCAGACCCGUAG
Sorex araneus (European shrew) is the source of this 834-nucleotide messenger RNA. RefSeq names its product family with sequence similarity 228 member A (gene FAM228A). NCBI's taxonomy places the organism in Eukaryota, Metazoa, Chordata, Mammalia, Eulipotyphla, Soricidae. The record is from RefSeq and is a predicted model, not a curated record. The coding region runs from base 1 to 834 and encodes 277 amino acids. The transcript is spliced from 7 exons.